Molecule: messenger RNA, 930 nt
Organism: Hydra vulgaris (swiftwater hydra)
Lineage: Eukaryota; Metazoa; Cnidaria; Hydrozoa; Anthoathecata; Hydridae
Source: RefSeq, a predicted model, not a curated record
AAAAGAAAUAAUAAUAAAAUGAAUUAUCGCUUGGUUUUAGUUUACUUGGUGUUUUGUUUGUCUUUUAUAACUUUAACAUUAUUAAAUGCUUCAUUACUAUGUAACAACCAAUGGUCCAAUUUAAUAGAAAGCAAAAAUGGAGACAAAGAUGUAUCACUCUUUAUUAAACAUUUCAACACGGAUUAUAAAGCAGAGUUUGAUGCACCAUGGAUCCUUUGCAUUUUUAGCAGAAUCUCUUAUUGGUGUUUUUUUAUAAUGGUUUUAAUUUUUGUUUUUAACUCUCACAUCAUGUGGAUAUUUUCACUCACUUUGCUGUUCAUGAUUAUUACUUGUGUACUUUUGGCAGUUUUUAGUAUAGCUGUACAUCUUAGGAUACAUCGCGAUAUUGAAAGUGCUCUUGGUACUAGCUUUGUCAACAAAGAUAUUUCGUUGUAUAUAACGUAUUGGGCUCUCAUUCCUGGGUUACUUUCAUUAUUAUUGGCUUUUAUCUUUAUGGCAUCUAGUUUUGUUCAACCUGGAGCAAUUAAACCAAAAGAUAAUUGUGAUUUAUCAGAAGUUUCAGUACUUCAUGACAAAAAAAAAAUUCAAGAUUUGCUUAUUUAAGAAUAUCUAAUGUCGCCAUAAUUUAAACAAUGCGAAUUUAAAACAGCUUAUUAUUUUGCUAAUAUGCUUUUAUAUUGCCAUAGUGCUUGUUACGAGAAAAGUUGUUUAUUUAUUUAUUAAACAUAUUUAUUAUGUUAAACCUAUUGCUAAUAUCAAUUUACAUGAUUUUUUGUAAUCCAAAAUUUAUUAUACAGAGAUGUGUUUGUAAAAAGAGCCUGUAUAGUCUGUCUAAAACAUUUCAGUUUGUUUUAAUAGAAAAUAAUAAAUUAUAACUUUAAUUUGUUAAUUAAAGGUGAAGAGUGAAAACAUUUGAGGAAACCAUCUUGU